Messenger RNA from Galendromus occidentalis (western predatory mite), 897 nucleotides. Its product is annotated as DTW domain-containing protein 1. Bases 1 to 897 code for a protein of 298 amino acids. The record is from RefSeq and is a predicted model, not a curated record. NCBI's taxonomy places the organism in Eukaryota, Metazoa, Arthropoda, Arachnida, Mesostigmata, Phytoseiidae. Gene Ontology annotation, cellular component: nucleus. The transcript has 4 exons. Gene Ontology annotation, molecular function: tRNA-uridine aminocarboxypropyltransferase activity. Gene Ontology annotation, biological process: tRNA modification.
AUGGGCAGUAGCAGACGAUCGAAAUCCGCGGUCGAUAAAAAGCGCGCUCAUGAAGGCGCGCCCCAGCUGCUCUCAUCAGCUCAUCAGCUGUUCCGACGACUGAAGGAUGUGAAUGUGAAGGCUGCCAUGAGCGAGGAAAGAAAGAGGCCCUCGAUUACGAGAAGCCCACUCUAUGAAAAUUUAUCCCUUCCUGUUUCGGAAGCCUUCUGUGACUGGGAUAUAUCCGAUGCAAGCUCCAUCCUGGGUGGUCAGGGGGAACGCCAGAAGUGUGGACGCUGCGGGCGAUCUCGAAUGUGGUUCUGCUACGGGUGUAUGAUUCCGCUCGAAUCCCUCCGUGCAGUAUUGCCCAAAGUGAAGCUUCCCUUCCGAAUCGACAUCAUCAGACACGCUCACGAAGCGGCGGGCAGAUCGACGGGAAUCCAUGCGGCCAUCCUCAGUGAAGAUGUCCAUAUUCACACGUACCCGGACAUACCCGAGUAUGACCCCUGUAGAACGGUUCUCAUUUUCCCCGACGGUGAAGCCACUUUUGAAAGCAUACGCGCUACGGAGAGGCAGACCGUUUGCCCAGUUUGCGGGAAUCUACAUCAGGCAUUCCCAUACGACAGGAUUGUAUUCGUGGAUUGCUGUUGGACGCAAACGAGACGUAUCAUCCUAGACGAGAGGAUUUCGGCGCUCCAUAACAGAGUGGGCCUGAAGGGGAGGAUCAGCUUGUUUUGGCGGCCGCAGAGAACCCGGAACCCGGACCAUCUAGCGACUAUAGAGGCCAUACAUCAGGCUUGCUCGGUGUGGUUGUUAUCGCAGAAGUGUCAACGACCUCAUCGGGUUGACAAUCUUCUCUUUUUCUUCAAGUAUAUGUAUGAUAAGAUCUCGAAUCGCUAUAGGGAGUCGGAACACUGA